GUCCAGCGUGAACCAUUGUUUGCCGCAGCCGCAAGUCCGACGGCGCUCUCCCGGUCGGCGCUGCAGAAGGUCGUCCGGCUUCGCAGGCGAGCAGGGUAGCCGACACGGCGACGGCAUCUGGCGCGGAGCGGACUUGGCUGCUGUGGCUCCAGGCGCUGCUGCGAAUAUUUUCCUCCUUUUUGCGGCCGAGACGCCGUACGGAGUACUGAGCGGCAAGACGGCGGCGGCAGCAGGCCGAGAAAAGGAAGACCGGAGAGGAAGCAAGAGACAGAGAGAAAGAGACGGAGUGAGGGAGUGAGGAGAGGCAGCAGGGGAUUACGACUACCGGCCGAGGUGUUAAUGUUCGGACGCUAACCGCGCGCUCUUUCUCUGUCUCUCUUCCCCGUCGCGACGCUGCCCAGCCGCGCUACGGCUUCGCGCCCCCUCCACCAGCGAGAAUCCCGACGCGCUUGCGCACUAUUGGCCGUGCGGCACCGCCACUCGCACCGCGUGCGCCAACCGGCGGGCAGCUGCCCCUUCCACAGCGGAGCGUGCCGACCGCUCCACCCGGCGAGCCGGCGGGGAAGUGGCCGAGCGGGCGCCCCCUCCCCAGAGCAGCGCACACUUCCCCUCAUUAACACUGGAGAGUGGCGCGAGGCCGGGGUGUCGCUCGGGUGCUGAAUCUCACGCGGCAGGCGGCCGGAGCGAGGCGAGGCGUGGCCAGCGCCAGAGCGACGCCGACGCGGACGCGCACACCACGCAGCGCGCGCCCAUAUCGAUUCGGGUACCGCCGCCGCAGUUUUAGGCCUACGGCUGGACUGUGUGGACGGUAGCGGCUUACCGUGGCGCCCGGCGCGCGCCACUGGCGUCGACAGUGACUGUGUGUGACUUUGGAUUGUUGUCUUUUUUUCUCGUUUGGUUUUUUGCGCCGUAGCGACGGUUUGUUUGGCUCCUCUGAGAUAGUGACAGUUUCGUGUGCGAGUGCAGCCUGGACAGGACAGUGCCACGUGUGCGACCAUGGCGAGGCCCCGAAGGAGGCGGCAGGUGUCGUGCGAGCGCGAUGCCCGCCGUCGCUGAGGCGGCGACCAGCGCGCGAGGCAGCGGGAAUUUGCAGCCACAGCCCGUCGAGCCGAGCGCUCCCUCAUGAGAUUCGAGCAGAGCGAGAUCCUGCGCUCGCCCCCGUCUCGCGCCAUGGCCUACCACCCGUUCCUGCUGCAGCGGCCCACGGACUUCAGCGUCAGCUCGCUGCUAACGGCCGGCGGGGGCGGCGGCGGCCUGUCGGCGAGCGGUGGCGGAGGCGGCAGCGGGGGCGGCAGUCCGGCCCCACCGCCCCCGGCCGGCUGCCAGGCGGGAGGCGGCAGCAGUAGCGGAGGCAGCACCAGCAGCAACGGACCCGCGACGACGCCGCCCGGCGCCGCGCAGCAGCCGCCCCCGGCCCUGCCUCCGCCCCCGGCGGCGCCAGCCGUUCCUCCGCCGCCGCCACCUCCGCCGCCCCCGCACCCGGCGACGGCGGCGGCGGCGCACCAGUACCACUUCCUGGCGGCGGCAGCUGCGGCGGCGGCGCUGGGAGGUGCCGUCGGUCCCUACAAGCUGCCCCCGGUCGCGGUGCCGCCCCCGCUGGCGGCGCACGCCGCCCACGCCGGCCCCGGCGGCCCGGCGCACGCCUACACCACGGCUGAGGAGGUGCUGGCGGCGGCGGUCGCGUCGCACCACCCGCACCACCCCGCGCUCGUGCGGCCGCUGAGGCCGCCGCUGCCGCCCGACGACGACGGCGUCGUCGACGACCCCAAGGUGACCCUCGAGGGCAAGGAGCUCUGGGAGAAGUUCCACAAGCUCGGCACCGAGAUGGUCAUCACCAAGUCCGGCAGACGCAUGUUUCCCGCCUACAAAGUUCGAGUGACAGACCUCAACAAAAAGGCAAAAUACAUCCUCCUUAUGGACAUCGUCGCCGCCGAUGUCUGCAGAUUUAGGUUCCAUAACAGCCGGUGGAUGGUCGCCGGAAAGGCUGACCCUGAAAUGCCUAAGCGCAUGUACAUCCACCCGGAUAGCCCAUCCACGGGCGAACAGUGGAUGCAAAAAGUCGUUUCCUUCCAUAAGCUGAAGCUGACCAACAACAUUUCCGACAAGCACGGCUUUGUAAGUACUACCAUCCUCAACUCGAUGCACAAGUACCAACCACGCUUCCACCUCGUGCGGGCCAACGACAUCCUCAAGCUGCCCUACUCCACGUUCCGCACCUACGUCUUCAAGGAGACCGAAUUCAUCGCCGUCACCGCCUACCAGAACGAAAAGAUCACGCAGUUGAAGAUCGACAACAACCCCUUCGCCAAAGGCUUCCGCGAUACGGGGGCCGGCAAGCGUGAGAAGAAAAGGCAGGCGCUACUGGCAGCUCAGAGGCACCCCGUAUCGGACAGCGGCGGCGGCGGAGGCGGCGGCAUGCCCGGGGGCGGCCACCACCAGCCCGGCGGGGGCGGAGGCGGGGGCGGCGGGCCCGCGGGGGGCGUGGGCGCCGAGCUGAAGGCGCGCCAGGCGGCCGCGGUGGCGGCGGCAGCGGCGGCGGCCGCGGCGGCGGACGAAGACGACCGCCUGCUUGACGUGGUUGGCACCGGCGCCGACCCGCCCCCGCUACACCUGCACCACGCCCACUCCGCCUGGUUCUCGCUGUCCGCAGCGGGCUCGGCCCCCGACAUGUCUGCGGGCGAGGAGGCGGCGCUGCGGCGGCGGCUGCACCAGCACCAGCACGCGCACGGCCACGCCGUGCCACCCCCGCCGCCCCUCGGCCACCACGACGACAGCGAGCGCGACGGCAGCGACUCGAGCUGCUCCGAGUCGACGGUGGCCGCCGCCGCCUUCAGCCGCGGCUCGCCGCCCCAGGGCGCCGCCGCCGCCGCCGGCGACUACCCGGCGCCCAACAUCUCCGUGGGGCCGCCCAUUCACCCACCGCCCCACCUGCUGCCCUACCUCUACCCCCACGGGCUGUACCCGCCACUGGCGCCCGGGCCGCCGCUGUCGCUGUUCGCGGGCCCCGGCGGAGCGCCCAGCGCCGCCCCCGGGCUGCUGUUUAACGCGCAGCUGGCCCUGGCCGCGCAGCACCCGGCGCUCUUCGGCCACUACUCGGCGCUGCACCACCCUGCCGCGACAGCCGGCGGGGGCGGCGCCGGGGGCGGCGGCGCUCUGCACCACCCGCUGGGAGCCAAGGGCGGCCGCUUCGCGCCCUACUCGCUGCCCGGCAACUCCGUGGGCUCCGCCUUCGAGACGGUGACGCCCGGAGGCGGUACCGGCGGGGGUGGCAGUCCCAAAUCGCACCUGCACGCGCCGCCCCCGCAGCACACGCCUCCAGGGCCGCUGCCGCAGCCGACGCCCCUCGGACCGCUAUCCACCGGCUCGAGUUCGCCCCCAGCUUCGCCGCCGCACCAGCAACAGCAGGAGGCGGCGCCGCCCCCACCGACCGCGCCCGCCGCCACCGCCAGUGAGCUCAAGAGCAUCGAGAAGAUGGUGAACGGCCUCGAGGUGAAGCCGCGGGACGCCUCUCCCAAGUGCGCCGACGACAAGUUGGUGGUCUAGCGAUCGAGGACUCCCUGCAAUGUCGUCCUUUCCUCCAGUCGGCGCGGCUGAACCCGGGGUCGACGUCUCGGAACGCCUCCAGUCCUUCAAUAUCUUCCACAGUCCAAAAGCCGGGCUGUUACCUUGUUGUACAGUUAGAAAUGUGCUAUCGACGAUAACUCUGACAGCAGAAUAAAGUGGGAGGAGCGAGCAUAAGUUCCAGCGCUUCAUACAGUGACUGGCGUCUUUCAGAGGCAGUAGUAAUUUAAUGGAGCAUUUUUGUUCAGAAAACUCGUAUGAUGAUUGCGGUCUUGGUUCAGAUGCGCUUCUCCUACAGAGAGUACAACUGCUGUUCCUCCAACAAUUGGAUUCGCCUCCGUAUUGGUCAGUCUCAAAAGAAAUGUCAUGUCUGAUGGUUAUUAAAACCAAUCACUUCCUGUCACUAUUGAAAGAACAUCAUUUUGUGUCACUGUUGGAAGAACCACCUUCUUUACGGACGUGCGUUUCACUGUACACGCCGUCUAUAGUAAACAUAGGUGCUGCCUACAUUGCCGUAUUGUAUGACGGCCUGUUGACUCUGCAUCCUCCUCCCACGUAUUCUCCAUGCUGUAAGAGCUGACAUCGUUCUUUUUUUAACGAUAGAACACCGACUGAGAAAAAGGCUAUACACACAAAGAACAAUGAAAUUUGCUGCAUUGAAGAUUUUUUGUUUGUAAUUUUUCCGCCUUACUAGAAACCGCUUAGUUUUGUGGAACUAACAGCGGCCUUGUCAAAUUCGUUUCCACUACCGUACAGAAGUUUGUAAUUUUGCCAAGAAGGACAGCGGACAUGCCUAGAAACGAGUGAAACGAACCGUUGGUACAUGGACUUCUCUUUUGAAGAUAAACGAAAUGGACAUUUUGAUCAACGAGUUUCGACACACUGUCUGCCCCCAUCUGGAAACUAGCGUCGAGGUUGCGCUUUGUAAUACGAUAUCUACAGCUAGCUGUACACAUAUUAUACAUAAAUAAUUUUAAACUAUGUAAAUAGAAGAAGAUUCAGCAAAUAACAAUAUGCAUCAUGUACCAUAGAACGUCUGUGUAUAAGUGAAUAAAAUGUUUUAUUUAUACCAAAGAAAGUAUGUUUGUUUAUAAAAAAUACAAAAUUAUUGUCUCUUGUAAAUCAUAGUAAACAUACGAAGCUGGAACAUGUGCAGUGACGAAUAGAUGAAGUAGGUCUUUGAGCUUUUGUGUGUCCCUGGCCUGCCUUUGUAUAAUAAAACAAUUUUUAAAAAAUUGAAAAAGAUAAUAAGCACGUUUGUAAGUACAAUCAUGUAAUUCUUUUCUGUUUACUGAUUUGUAAGGCAUGAUACGAUAACCUAUCUGCUUGUGAUCUUGUUUCAUUAACGACACGAUUUAUACGCCUCCUUUUAUAUGAGACGCAGUAAUUUUGUUGAGAACAUUGCCACACAUAUUAUACGAUUUACUCUGACUCUGCAUGCGGAAUAUUUUAUGCAAUAUAUUCUGAAGAGUACAAAUUUCUUACUUGUGACCCCAGUCUCGCC
This is a messenger RNA of Schistocerca gregaria, 5065 nucleotides long. RefSeq names its product optomotor-blind protein-like. Gene Ontology annotation, cellular component: nucleus. The record is from RefSeq and is a predicted model, not a curated record. The transcript has 8 exons. NCBI's taxonomy places the organism in Eukaryota, Metazoa, Arthropoda, Insecta, Orthoptera, Acrididae. Bases 1123 to 3543 code for a protein of 806 amino acids. Gene Ontology annotation, biological process: positive regulation of DNA-templated transcription; cell fate specification; regulation of transcription by RNA polymerase II. Gene Ontology annotation, molecular function: DNA-binding transcription factor activity, RNA polymerase II-specific; RNA polymerase II cis-regulatory region sequence-specific DNA binding.